ACGUCACUGCAGUGGACGCCAUUUUGAUACAGAGCACCGUGGGUGGAUCAGAUCGGGCACAGAUACACAGCAAAAUUCAUAUUUAAACACUUUCAUUGAUUUGUCAGCAAAAGCAGAACCGCCAUGUCAUCAGAUAACCAGGACACGGAGACGCAUUCGGAGCAGAUGGACGAGACUCAGGAGUCACAGGACACAAACUCAAACCCUGUGUGGACGGAGGAGGCCAAAUUGAAAUCUAAGUAUCCUAGCUUGGGUCAAAAGCCGGGUGGCUCUGACUUUCUGAUGAAGAGACUGCAGAAAGGGCAAAAGUAUUUUGACUCGGGUGAUUACAACAUGGCCAAGGCAAAGAUGAAGAACAAACAGUUGCCUGCUGCUGCCGGUCCAGACAAGAACAUCGUUACCGGGGAUCACAUUCCAACCCCACAAGACCUUCCUCAAAGAAAAUCCUCAUUGGUUACAAGUAAACUGGCUGGUUAACAUCUCUAUAGGUUUACCCGUAUACAAAACUUCCAAAAUGUUUUCCAAAACCUCCCCAGCCCUACCAGACCAGCUUUACCCGGACUGGUUGCCUGUUAUUUGUUUAAUUUGUUUUCAUUUGGGUGUAGAGUUUGCUCUCUUUUCCCUUUCACUUUAGCAGGUCUCACCAACACAGCUUUGUUACCCUCUUCAGUGUCCCAUAUCCACCAUAUUUUUGAAUGGCGAAAUAACUGAUGUUUUUGUGCGAGACUUCGGUUUAAUAGCCGACCUGUGUCGUGGGAGCAUGCACAAAGCAUAAUUAACAUUUAUGGUAAAUAUUUACCACACCCGUGAUGUACAACCCAGUGGGAGGAUGAAUUGAAGAAGUGGCUUGAUAUAUUAUAUGAAUCAAAAUAUAUCAAAUGUUUACGUUUUAUGCAAAAUAUUAUUACAAUGCUACUUACGCAGUAGUGGGAGACAUGAACAGGUAAUUUAGGAAAUGAUUUGUUUUUACAUUUAAAACAACAAAAAUAUGCGCAAAACAUUAGAAAGUGUUAUAAACAUUAACUGAUAAGCAGUUUAUAUUGUAUAUGUAUUGUAAUUUAUGAUUGUUUUGUAAUAUAGGACAGCAGAAUAUAUACAGAUAAAUCAGCAUAUUUUUAACAGCAUAAUAUUAGUUGUUUCUGAACAAUUAUUGUGUUUAUUGUUCACUGGUUGCACAUUCAGCUCUGGAUUAUGGUCAAAACUAAUGUUUUGUAGAGAUUUACUGCGUUUGUACCAGCUAUUAUGUCAUCCCCUAACUGCACUAAUCAUGCCUGACUUUCUGAAUUCCAUAAUAAUUAUUAGCUUUAGUGGCUCACCGGACGUCUUACCCAAAAGAGCUCAAAUAUGGCGGCGCCCACAUUUACGUCAAAAAUAAGGUGGAUAGGGUAGGGAAAAACUAAACCCUCAGUACUGCAGGCCCUAGUGGAGCAUGAUGCACUUUACUCUGUGUACCCUGUACAUCAGUGAUUAAAAAGAACAAAAUCAUGUUAGAUGGUUUUAAAUGUGUCAAAAAAUUCACAACAAAUGAUUAUUUAAUUAAAAUGAUUUAAGAUUGUUUUAAAAGGCAUUGUUUUAUAUAGACAGUACUUGAGAGCCAUUGGUCCUAGAUGUGUUAGCAGCCCUCUAUUCGUUUACGGCAACAGUUGACAAAGAAUGAAUGUUUUCUAAGAAUUUCUUUGUAUUGACUCUAUACAAAUGCUCAGAUCAAUACUGGUUAAAAGCAGGUGGAUAGCUUUCUAGCCUUUUUCCAUUCCUCUGCCUCUCGCCUUUUAAUUAUCGUUCAUUUGAAGUAAAUAACAGCCCCUUUUUUCACUGAAAUCGUUUAAUAUGCCCCGCCUUAACUCAUCAAGUGAUUUCAAACAACUUGAUUACGUUUAUGUUGUAAACAUAUUGUUGUCAUUCACUGAUAACAGCCAUUAGCAUAACUAUUUGUUGCAUGCGUCAUGCAAGGGGAUUACAAAACUAAUCUAAUCAUCGCAUUUUUUGAGGCCUAAAAACCCAUUUCCACCUGCAAAAACAUUUUUUUGAACUGUUCAGGUAUGUUCAAGAUAGUUACUCUUCAAUUCUUUUGUAAGCUAUCAAUAGUGUAUACGUUAAAAGGAUUUAUGUGCGAUUAUUUUGUGACAACUACUGCUUUUGUAGUGUGAUGCACAUGAUUAUCAGAGACAAUGGAAUGCAAUCAUCUAGUUUGUUUUAUAAAAUUGAGUCUAUGUGGUUGUAUUUAAAUGAAGGCUCAGUGAGUGUAUAUAAGGGAUGCAUAACGAUUAAUCGCGAUUGAUCUAUAUCAGAAUAAAGGUUUUUGUUUACAUCAUAUAUGUGUGUAAACUGUGUAUAAUAAUUAUGUAUAUAUAAAUAUGCACACAUGCAUAUAUAAUUUUAAGUAAUAUAUUUAUAUAUUAAGUAUUUAUAUUUAUAUAUAAUAUAAAUUAUACAUAAAUAUACAAAUGUAUAUACACAUGUAAACAUUUCUUAAAUGCACACACAUCCAUGUAUAUAUUUAUCUAUACAAAGUUAUACACAGAUGAUGUAAACAAAAACUUUUAUUCUGCUAUAGAUUAAUCGCGAUUAAUCGUUAGAAAUAAGGUGUCGAUUAAAGUUUGCAGAAUGAGCAGCAUCUUUAGUGCAGUGUUUCAGAUCUGAAUAGUAAUCCAUGAAAAAAAUUACAUGAUAAAACAAAUCUUUGGAAAACAUUAUCCAUGAUUUGCUUUUAUACCUUAAAUACUUGAGUUGUUAUCAUGCAGAUUAUUAUUAUGUGAUGAAAGUGUUACAAACUUUCACAAGAUCUACUAAUAAUCACACAGAAUAUUACAUCAUAUGGUCCAGCUUUUAAAGAGUUAGUUAACUUCUUUGGAGGGUUUAAAUUGAUUUUUUUUUACAUUUUCAUUUCAAAAAUGUUUGGAGAUGGCUGUUUUAAAUAAUUGUUAACUUUGUAAUGCUUAACAGCUCAUGUAGUCCAGGAUAUAUGACGUAUUGAAGGACAAAUCUAUAAGUUAAACCGAAAAUGUUGUGCUAGAAUUCCCAAACCGGGAGAUUUUGAAACUUUGUGUGAGGCAGCAUUUGCAUAGUCCAGUGGAAAAAGUGAGCCCUUCUACAACCACAUACUCAUUUACAUGUGAGCUGAUGAUUAAGAAAAAACGUGCUUAGCCUUGUAAAAUACGAAAUAUAUAUAGAAACUCACUAAAAGGGAACUAACACGCAAAGGAUUGAAUGUGUUUAUAAAAAAGGUUGUGGUGCUGAUAGCAAUUGGCAAUACAUCAGGGAAAUAUGGUCUUGCACUUAGUAUUUGUGACUUGAUGGUAUGUGUGGAUGUACACUGUUUCCUUUAGUUUAGGGAAAGCGUUAUUGCACAAUGCUAGGAGAUAAUCUUAUUUUGUGCUGCAGCCAAAUUGUAAAUAGUUAAACUGCAUUUGGUGUCAUAUUUGUGCAUUUUGUCUUGUAUUAUCUGUUUGAGUUGUCUUUAGAAUGUUUUUUUUUUAAUGUUUAUAGUUUGUGUUUGACUCUUGUUUUCUCGCUCUAUUUUGUAAUGUAAAAUAUCGAGAAGAAUAUCAGUUCUAAUGUUAGAACCUUGUGUAAAUAGGGAGGCUAAAGAUUCUUGUAUUGUGAUAAUGUUUUUAUUGGUUUGAUUCAAUUUAGACAGCUCACAUAAAGUACAGCCUCCACCUACACUGCAAUGUGAUAUUCAUGGAAACUACAUAUUAACUUCAAACAUUAAACCUCAAAGCUCUAUGUACAUAGACACACAAAUGUAUUCAUGCAUUGUGAUGUAAAUCAUGCAUUCAUGAUUUAUAUAGUACGUCAUGAAGCAUUUAGUGUUUAAUCGUGUUCUGUUUGUUCACCCUUUCAAAUACAUGAUUAUCAGGUGUUUUGCUUAUAAAGAAAAUGUGUCAUCUGCCCCCUUUUAAAAAUAUAUUUACAUGAAAAUAUAACUGAGGCAAAGAUGGAUGUUAUAAAUGAAUGUUGGAGAAAUAUGUCUGAACCUUAAAUAAAGUUUUACAUUAACAGCAGAAGCACUGAAAGGCAACUGCGACUAUUCUAA
This is a messenger RNA of Misgurnus anguillicaudatus (oriental weatherfish), 4036 nucleotides long. It is a transcript of the gene ensab, whose product is annotated as endosulfine alpha b. Gene Ontology annotation, molecular function: protein phosphatase inhibitor activity. Lineage: Eukaryota; Metazoa; Chordata; Actinopteri; Cypriniformes; Cobitidae. The record is from RefSeq and is a predicted model, not a curated record. Gene Ontology annotation, cellular component: cytoplasm.